GGGAGGUGAUGGCCGGAGCAAUCUUGCUCACGACACCCUUGCGGAGGACGUUGGAGGCGGACAGCAUUUUCGAAAAUUCGGUUGGUAUUAAAAUCGAGUGUAAAGGAGCGAAACCGCGGAUGAAAAUAUAAUUCCAAUUGACGCGUUCGUGGUCGCAAUGUUGCCAAUCAGCAGAAUAACCAAAGAGUUUUCUUGCUGCUGAUUUCCAGGUCACGACAGGAGCUCGCUCAAGGAUGACUAACGAUCGCUGGCAUUACCCAUUUUAAUCACGUGAGUCUCAUUUCUGGGCAGCCGAGGGAAUGUGGAGCGAGAUGGAGGUGCCCAAUGGUUGUAGCUGCAAUGGUCACGCUGUGCUGGAGAUGAACAAGCUGGUGAAAAGAGAAGUUGAAGUUGAAGAAUAUUUGUCUCCUUACAAGUUAGAUGUGGCUGGAACAAAUAUGUAUAUUUUGGAUCUACAAUGUUGCAUUAGUUGGGAUCGUACGGGCUGCGCGUGUUUGAGCACAUUGUCUUUAUGUAGUAGGUAGUCCCAGUGGACGUCGGAGCAAGUCCUAUCUAGCACCAGCUAGCGUGGACUAACAUUAUGGCUGUUAACAGUUAAAUGUAGUCGCAGUUGUCGCUGUCGUGCAUCAAGUCAAACCGUACUGCAACGCAUCCAGAAGCGUGCGCCGUUGUGCCAGUGGUCUUGGUGGGGCCGUUGAAAGCCAUCGCCCACGGACAGUCCGCGGCCGCAAGCGAGGUCUGCGACUCACAACUCUUCAUCCUGCAGCCUCUAUAGUUUAAUUCCGCGGCCAAAUAUCUUUAAUCGUGGCACCAUGGGUCGGCAACCGAGACAGCGCCCUAUCUCUUGCAAGCUGUGCAGGCAGCGUAAGCUACGCUGUAGCAGGGUCUUCCCAUGCUCCAACUGCCUCUGCCGCGGAGUAGAGUGCGAGCACGACGGGCCGCUGACGACGUCCUCACAUAACAGCCCAGAAGUUAGCUUGAAGGUAAAAGACGUGUCGAAUGCAGAACUUCUUGCUCGUCUUGAAAAGCUGGAGUCUAUUAUUGCUUUACAGAACGGUGCUGGUCAGGUUGAGAGACCCAUCGUCCCACCGGAACGCCCGGUAUCAUCACAGUUAUCGUCAGAAUCCUCACCAAUAUCUCCACAGUUGCAAAAGAUUACAGAUGAUGCACUAUUUCUAGAACGAUCAUGCUACGGAAAUAUAGUUGGAGACAAUCUUGUCUCCGAUCCUCUUGUUUUCCGAAUCUGCUCUAUGCAUAAAAUUGCCACCCAGCCAUCUUAUCUUCCGCAAGGCUUUUCUACCUCCAACUUUUCGGGCUUGACUGAUGUGGUGAAAUGUGUCUGGAUCCCGCUACGUCAAGAAGCCCGAAUCCUUGUUGAUAAAUAUAAAGCCGAUGUUGACCACUUCCAUCAUAUUGUCCACCUACCAGCUCUGUACGAUAUGAUAAAUACAAUAUACGACAAGGUAGAAGGUGGUAUAAUGCCGGACAUUGGAUCCAUGAUCUUGUUGCUAUGCCUUUCAGCGACUGCCACUUACAGCUGGUCAUUCGAGGAUGACGUUAGGCAGCUCUUUACAAGUGCUGCCGAGGCAAGAUCCCACUCUAUGAUGUGGAUCAAAGCCUCCUUGGAUGUCAUCGAUUAUGCUGCUCGGAUUGCAGCAACAUCUAUUGAAGCAAUUCAAGGAAUGGUGAUCCUAUUCCUAGCGUUUUGCAACUUGGAAGGUUUAUCUACUCGAGCCCGUGGUCUGCUCAUGAAAUCUAUAGGGAUGGCGCGUGAUAUUGGGCUGCACCGCCUUGAUUCACCGUCCAUGCUAUCUGAAAGGUUGAAAAUGGGUACUAUUAGGGCUGAAAUAGGGCGAAGAACGUGGUGGUUCUUGGUUGCGACUGACUGGAUGAUGGCUCAUUUUGCGGCUCCGAUAGAGUCGACAUAUUCGGUGCAUCCACGGCAGAUGUCUGUAAGAAAGCCAGUAAAUGUUGAUGAUGAUGACCUUGUUGAUGGCAAGGAGGCAGUUGGGCGACCAUUGCAUGAGCCUACACGUGUAUCAGCCCUCAUAUAUAGGCUGAGGCUUGCAGAAAUAUGUCAAAGUUUGAUGGACCGAUUUCCCGCUCAUUCCGCACACCCAGACAGACUUGACUACAACUAUGUCAUGGAAAUUGAUGGUAAAUUUCGGACAUUUAUCCGCGAGCUACCCGAUUUCUUUCAACCCAAUACACCACCUAAAUUGGUUAGAGAGUCUGACGAAACACCUAUCCCGAGCGGAAUUCUGGUUCAGCGAUAUACGCUUAAUCUUUUGAUGCAUCGCAAUCUUUGCAAAUUACAUCUGCCAUACUUCCCAAGAGGCUCUGUGGAACCAGCUUUCGCUUACUCAAAAGAUGCAUGCCUAUUUUCAGCGAGGCUGAUAAUCCAAGCUGAGAAAUCUCUCAAAGUGGAAGGGCUCCCGUUUGCAACGACGCGACUCAGAUCUAUCAUGAUUGUGAGAAGUGUUUUCUUGGCUAGCAUCGUGUUCGUUUUGAAUGCUUGUCUUAACAGAGAAGCUGCAGAUGGCGACUGCGAUGCUGAUUAUCUGCUUGAUUCUUGGCGGAUAUUGAAUGACGUGAGAGACCAGUCUGCGAGCGCCGUGAAGCUCUUGGAUCUGUCGAUGCAAGUCCUGCGCCGACAUGCGCCAGAUCAUAUCUGCCUGCAGCGAGUUUCACAAAUGAAUUUCAACUCAGCUUCUACAGAUUCUGACAAUAUGAAUCGCACAAUGCCUAAAGCUGGAGCUAAUGUACCAGAUCUACGACCAGACACAGACAGCGCCUAUGUCGAACAGCAGCUACAAGCUUUGGAAGGCCGAGCUGAUCUUAACGCUAUUGAUUGGGAUAAACUUUUCUAUGGAUUAGAAGGCGCUUCAUUUAUGUAAGGGUUACAUAUUUGGUUUUGCUAUAUUAUAAUGAUACAAUUGAGACGUGGGCCACCGCAAGCGACUUC
Molecule: messenger RNA, 2965 nt
Organism: [Torrubiella] hemipterigena
Lineage: Eukaryota; Fungi; Ascomycota; Sordariomycetes; Hypocreales; Clavicipitaceae
Source: the annotation of a GenBank genome assembly